AUGCAGCGCCGCGUGUGUGGGGAGUGGAGAUGGGUAACUUUAUCUCCCGAUCUCCUCCCGCUGCUGCUGAUGGUCGUCAUGUUGUUUAUCUUUCCUCGUUCUGACGCUUCGGGCUCUUGUCUUCGUGGGAGGGACACUCAUGGGCCUCGCCUUUCUCAUGAUGCGCACCGGACGGGGCGCGCCGUGGCGCUGUUCUACGGCAGCAGCGAGAUAAACAGGUGUGUCGUACAAUCGCGCGCCACCGCCGUCCCGGGCGUGCUUAUGGUGCGCGCUGCUACGGCGGAGUCGUCCGCAGGUGACAGCGAUGAGGAGGCGGGCGGCACCGACACGUGGCGCACCAUUGCUAUGAAAAGAACACUGAACUACGACUCAGGGUUGAAGCCGUUCAUGACACCGUGGCGCGAGGUGCGUCGCGCCCUGCGCGAUGUGGGUUGCUUUUCGACGCUUGCACUGCCGCGCCUGACGCUGCCAACAGACACGGCGAGCCCUCGCGUCGGCGAUGCUUCACCUGAGUCUUCCACAGCUCUUCCUCCGCUGUGCCGCAAGCCGCUCGUGCUGAUGAGCGGCCGAGGGCGAGACUGCGCGAGCUGCUCCAGCUUUGCCUCUGACGUGCUGGAGCACUAUCGAGCCGAGUGGGAGUACAUACGCGCUCACGUGACCCUCGUCGACGCCGGAGACCCGAUGACAGAAGAGCUGGUGCGGAACCCGUAUCCGCUGUGGUACGACCCGGUGGAGACGGGGCCGUGGAUGACGUUGACAAAGGUAUCCGAGGUGUGGAGGGCGGAGGGUGACGCCGUCGCCGCUGCGUCCGGCGCGAGCAGCACCUUCAGGGCCCCCUCUCACAACGUAACCCAGACGUUACAGCAAUCGGAUGCCGAGGACUACAUUCUCUUCAACAUGGGCCUCCGCCGCAAGGCUGCUUUCCUCCUGCAGUCCCCAACGGUACAGGCCACGCAUCACUGGUCGCGCCUCGUAAAGCGCGCAUUCGCUGGCCAGUCCGAGUACGUGCUGCGCAUCGUCUUUGCCUACCCGCACAACGGCAGCGUCAUGCGCGACAUCGUGAACGAGGAGGUUACCGUCGGCGGAAGUCAAGCUGACUACCUGCACUUUUUCAAUAAAGCACAGCCGUUCUUCCAAUGUGUGAAGAAGGCGGUGCGGGUAAUGGAUUGGCUGCAGCGAUAUGGCGACUACUGA
This is a messenger RNA of Leishmania major strain Friedlin, 1194 nucleotides long. RefSeq lists its product as hypothetical. The transcript has a single exon. Lineage: Eukaryota; Euglenozoa; Kinetoplastea; Trypanosomatida; Trypanosomatidae. The record is from RefSeq and is a predicted model, not a curated record. The coding region runs from base 1 to 1194 and encodes 397 amino acids.